GCCCCGGGGAGAGGAAAACGCAGCCGUAGCUGGACCGCUCCGUGUGUCCGAGCUCCUGGGUCAUCCGUCACUGUUGCUGGGACAGGCGACACUCCUUGUCAGCACUUGUAUUCGGGACACAAAGGGGCUCAGCACCCCGAGAGCGCCGGCAGCUGCCUCCAUGAAGAGAGAGAUGAACGGGGUGACCAAGAGCCGGUUUGAGAUGUUCUCAAACAACGAUGAGGCUCUAAUCAACAAGAAGCUUCCUAAGGAGCUUCUGCUCAGGAUCUUCUCCUUCUUAGACGUUGUAACCUUAUGUCGAUGUGCUCAAGUCUCCAGGGCUUGGAAUGUCCUUGCACUUGACGGAAGCAACUGGCAGCGUAUUGACUUGUUUGACUUCCAAAGGGACAUUGAGGGUCGCGUGGUAGAGAAUAUAUCAAAGAGAUGUGGGGGCUUCCUCCGCAAGCUCAGUUUACGUGGAUGCCUUGGUGUAGGGGAUAAUGCUCUAAGAACAUUUGCCCAGAACUGUAGAAAUAUUGAGGUUUUAAAUCUAAAUGGCUGCACCAAAAUCACUGACACAACCUCAUCUAGCCUCAGUAAAUUUUGCUGUAAAUUGAAACAUUUGGACCUGGCUUCGUGCACAUCCAUUACCAACCUUUCCCUCAAGGCUCUCAGUGAGGGCUGCCCCCUUCUGGAGCAACUAAAUAUCUCUUGGUGUGAUCAGAUCAGCAAGGAUGGGAUCCAGGCUCUGGUGAAGGGCUGUGGCGGGCUGCGGUUCCUGUCCCUUAAGGGUUGCACUCAGCUUGAAGAUGAAGCUCUUAAGUACAUUGGAUCGCACUGUCCAGAGCUUGUCACGUUAAAUCUACAGGCGUGUUCACAGCAAAUAACGGAUGACGGUCUCAUCACGAUUUGCCGUGGAUGCCACAAGCUCCAAUCUCUCUGCGCCUCCGGCUGCUCCAACAUCACAGACUCCAUUCUUAAUGCACUGGGACAGAACUGCCCCCGGCUCAGAAUACUUGAAGUAGCUCGAUGUUCACAAUUGACAGAUCUGGGGUUCACCACUCUUGCUAAAAACUGCCAUGAGUUGGAGAAGAUGGAUCUCGAGGAGUGUGUACAGAUCACAGACAGCACCCUCAUCCAGCUCUCCAUACACUGUCCACGGCUGCAGGUGUUGAGCUUAUCCCACUGCGAGUUAAUCACAGAUGAUGGGAUCCGUCACCUCGGCAAUGGCGCUUGUGCCCAUGAUCGUCUAGAGGUUAUCGAGUUAGACAAUUGUCCACUUAUUACUGAUGCAUCCUUGGAACACCUCAAAAGCUGCCAGAGUCUGGAACGUAUUGAGUUGUACGACUGCCAACAAAUCUCGAGGGCUGGUAUCAAGAGGCUGCGGACACAUCUCCCCAACAUCAAAGUCCAUGCCUACUUUGCUCCAGUCACACCCCCUCCGUCAGUAGGGGGCAGCAGGCAACGGUUCUGCAGAUGCUGUGCCAUCCUAUGAGGAGAGAGACACUUUGGGCCUCCCCCCCCUACCACCACAUCUGUGUGGGUAUAGAGGUGGACUCAUUCACAAGACAAUGCGCCAGCUUACUGAGGUGAUGGUGGAGGGAGGUGAGACUUCCUUCCCGUACGUAAGAACGCACAUGCCCAUUACAGUCAAGGCGGGGUUAUGUAACCCACACAAGGUUUUUUUUUUUUUUCUCUUAUGUUAUCCAGACUGGUGGAAAAUUGAAGAGAGAAAGGUAACACUCCGGGAGAUUAUCCCCAACCAACAUAGGAAUGGGAACAAAUUUACAAUACUGUGGUGUGGACCUAGCGCUCGUAGGCCCUGUCCACCAAUUCCUUUCCUUUUGGUUAAAGGGAAACCCUGUAAGAAGGUGGGAGGAGGCAGCUGUAGUUUUGAUAGGAGAGGCUAUUGUCCUUUUUCCUUUCGAGUUCGGACACGGUUAUCCCCCCCCCCCCUUGCUAUGGUUCCAGAGGAGAAAAUGUGGACUCGGGAGCAAUUAUUAAUGUACAAGGACCUAAAACAACAACAACAAAAAAAUACAUACCGCUCCAGCUCUGACUUCAUUGUCGGUUCCUGGCACUGUAACAGGGAAGUGGCACCCUCCAUGGACCCUUCUUACCCCCCUUCCCAGGUUGCACAUCUUGGACUCUCUAAAUUAUGAUGCAUUCCCCAACAAAUGAAAUGGAAAUAAUAAAAAAAAUACAAGAAAUGAGUUAUAUAUUAUAUAAAUAUAUAUAUAGACUUUGUACAAUAUAAUUUUAAUGAUAUAACUGGGUGCUCCUCCUCACUUGGAUGUGAUAAUGAUGCCAAUUACAAGUAAAAAUGGAGAAAAAAA
Messenger RNA from Hyla sarda, 2315 nucleotides. It is a transcript of the gene FBXL20, whose product is annotated as F-box and leucine rich repeat protein 20. Gene Ontology annotation, cellular component: SCF ubiquitin ligase complex. Gene Ontology annotation, biological process: SCF-dependent proteasomal ubiquitin-dependent protein catabolic process. The transcript has 15 exons. Lineage: Eukaryota; Metazoa; Chordata; Amphibia; Anura; Hylidae. The coding region runs from base 161 to 1474 and encodes 437 amino acids. Gene Ontology annotation, molecular function: protein binding. The record is from RefSeq and is a predicted model, not a curated record.